Molecule: messenger RNA, 8508 nt
Organism: Orussus abietinus
Lineage: Eukaryota; Metazoa; Arthropoda; Insecta; Hymenoptera; Orussidae
Gene: mbc
Product: dedicator of cytokinesis protein 1
Exons: 22
Coding region: 103-5958 (1951 amino acids)
Biological process (GO): small GTPase-mediated signal transduction; cell migration
Cellular component (GO): cytoplasm; plasma membrane
Molecular function (GO): small GTPase binding; guanyl-nucleotide exchange factor activity
Source: RefSeq, a predicted model, not a curated record
GACAAGGUGGAUGUUUCAUAAGUUCUUCGCAUAAUUCUCAUGCGAAUUGUGAUGUGAUAAGUGUAUAUACAUAGGAACGUAGGUGUUAAAUGGUCAGUUAGCAUGAUCGGAAAAUGGAGGAGAGUACAGGAACAUCUUGGUGUCGCUGUCCACAAUUUUGGACAAGAUGGUCCACAUCGAUUGCGGUUAACUAUUGGCGAAGUCGUUCAGUUAUUAGAAGAGUGCGAUGAUUGGUACUAUGGAAGCAGUAAAUACAAAGGAGAGUAUGGGAUUUUUCCGAAAUCCUACGUUCGUGUUCUACCCCUGAACAGAAACACGGAAGCUUUAACGUAUGAAAUAACCAAUGUACUGAGAGAAUGGGGCCAUCAUUGGAAGCACUUAUACGUGACACACUCGAAGCAUUUCUUGCCCAUUCAACAAGAAAUCUUGGAACUGAUAGAAUACAGAAGUAAAAUCCUAAGCGGAACGUUGACGGUCGAUGAAUUGAAAGAUGUGAAGAGGUUGGCAACUGCCAGAAUAGAUACUGGAAAUCAACUUUUAGGUUUGGAUAUGGUGGUUCGUGACGAACAGGGAAAUAUAUUAAAUCCCGAGGAAACGAGUGCCGUUCAACUUUACCAUUAUCACGAGACAGGGGCCGAAAGAAUAAGAAAGGCAACAACGGAAACCAGAAGGAAGCACAAUAAGCCCAGAACGCCUAUAUACUCGCAUAUAUUUUUCAUCAGCGUAAGAAAUUUUGUCUGCAAAAUGGCCGAAGAUGUGGAACUGCUGCUAACCCUGUACGACGGCAAAGAAAUGAAAGCGAUCACUGAGAACUACGUUGUAUUUUGGAGCAAGGAGGGCCUUGCCAAAGACAUCGAUCAGUUGCAUAAUUUGAGGGUGUUGUUCACCGACCUUGGAUCUAGGGAUCUGUCCAGAGAUAAAGUAUAUUUAGUAUGCUUUGCCAUUAGGGUUGGAGGCAUGGACGCGAAAGAGGUCGAUCACAGAAGAUCGAGCAUUGUACAGAAUAAUCAAAAGCCCAAAAAUGUUGACGACAUGCGGAGGCCAUUCGGCGUCGCCGCGAUGGACAUUACGUUGUAUAUUACAGGGAAACUAGAGGGCGAUGUUGAGCAUCAUCAUUUCAUUCCGUUUUUGCACUGUGAGAAGGAGAGUCUGGAUGGAACGUUACGCAGAAUUAUUUCCCAAAAGGAAACAAACAGCCAGAAAAGUAAUAGUGGGAAUUGCGGAAACGUUGCUGGAGGUCAGGGCUUGUGGGCUAGCUUGAAACUACUUAUGGGUGAUACUAAACAAGUACGUGAAGAAUAUCCGCAUUUAGUACUAGGUAAUGUGGCUAUCGCACGUAAAAUGGGAUUUCCAGAAGUAAUUUUACCAGGAGAUGUGAGGAACGAUCUAUAUCUUACGUUGAUAUCUGGAGAGUUCAGCAAAGGAUCUAAAUCUACCGAUAAAAAUGUUGAAGUAACGGUAAAAGUUUGCAACGAGCAUGGGGUUCCAAUACCAGGGAUGAUGACACUAGGUGGUGGAGCAGCCUUGAUAGACGAAUAUCGUAGUGUUAUAUAUUAUCACGAAGAUAAGCCAAGAUGGUGCGAGACCUUUAAAAUAGCCGUGCCAAUAGAAGAGUUUAAACAGGCUCAUCUGAAAUUUACUUUCAAGCAUCGUAGUUCAAAUGAAGCCAAGGACAAAUUCGAAAAACCGUUUGCUCUAAGUUAUGUUAGAUUGAUGCAACGCAAUGGAACAACGCUUCAGGACAUUCAACACGAAUUAUUAGUUUAUAAAUUAGAUCACAAAAAGUACGAAGAAAAUGAAGCAACGUAUUUGAGCUUACCCUCUACUCGAGGAGAACUGCUAGAGCUCCAUGGUGAAAAGAAACCGUCAAGAGGUCCGCUGACUUUGAGUUCUAAAGAUAAUUUCUUAAUAGUAACCAAUAUUUGCUCCACUAAAUUGACGCAAAAUGUGGACUUGUUAGGUUUAUUAAAUUGGGCAUCAUGUAAAACGGAUUUAAAAGACUCUUUGGCAGCCUUAAUGAAAGUUGACGGAGAGGAAAUUGUGAAAUUUUUACAAGAUGUCCUAGAUGCUUUAUUCAAUAUAUUAAUGUGUAAUUCAGAUAGCGAUGUGUUCGAUGACAUGGUUUUCGAAUGUUUAUUGUAUAUAAUUGGAUUGGUGUCCGAUAGAAAAUACCAGCACUUUCAGCCAGUAUUGGAUUUGUACAUAUCAGAAAGCUUUUCGGCGACUUUGGCAUAUAAGAAAUUGAUCGUCGUUUUACGAAAACGCAUAGUUAGCGCCUGUACGAAUGAUGUGCAAGAGCGAGACUUAUUAUUAAGAACUAUGAAGAGUUUGCAAUACUGUAUGAGAUUCAUUGUCGAAUCUCGAUUAUUGUUCACGGCAUUGGAUGAGGACGAAGAAGAAUUUUCUCAGACUUUAACGGACCUACUCAGAUCUAUCGUUGAUCUAAUGAGUCACGAGACCGAUGGAACUCUAUUAGUGCAAGGAGCAUGUCUUAAGUAUUUACCGACAACGGUACCACAUUUACUGCGAGUGUAUAGUGGAAAACAACUGAGUACAAUACUAACGGAUUUAUUAGUCACGCUACCCCCAGGAAGGUUAACUAAACAGAAAAUGAUGACAAUAAACGACAUUGUACACAGUCCACUUUUUUUAAAUGUGGAUUGUAGGGCAAUACUUUUGCCAAGAAUCGUUCUACUCGUUCGGAAUCUUCUUGAAGCUAAAGAAGAGGGACUGUCAGGCACGCCUGGAAAAAGCGUGGCGAAGGUAGCCAGGUUGCUCGGCGAAAAUCGUCACCGACUGAACCAACAUCGGGGAUAUUCCGAAGAGGUGGAACUUUGCGUUAAAAUCCUGUCGGAUAUUCUCAAAUUGACAUUUAGAAAGGACGUCGGCUGCACAGUUUCGGAUGUGAAGGAAAUCAUGUUAACAGCACUCAGAACUGUCAUACAGACUGUCAUAUCGAUGGAUAGAGAAAACCCUCUAGUAGGAAAUUUAGUAUCCGUGAUGCUGGCAAUAUUCAGACAAAUGACCCAACAACACUACGAAAUAUACAUUAAUCAUUUCGGUACGGAAUUUGACUUGCUUGACUUCUUGAUGGAGAUUCUGUUAGUUUUCAAGGACCUUGUUUCUCGAAGUGUCUUCCCCAAUGACUGGUGCGAAAUGAUCAUGCUUCAAAACAGCGUUAUUUUGAAGUCGCUCCGUUAUUUCUCAGGGACUAUCGUGGAACAUUUCUUUUCGAAUUUCGAACAACAAGCUUGGUCCAAUUUCUUUCACGGUGCAAUAGCCUUUUUAACGCAACCGGCACUUCAGUUGGAAACAUUUAGUCCUGCGAAACGUAAUCGGAUCGUCGCGCGAUACAGUGACAUGCGCAGGGAAACUGCUUUCGAAAUACGAUCGAUGUGGUUCAACUUAGGCCAAUAUAAAAUCUUGUUUGUGCCUUCCUUAGUUGGUUCCAUUUUGGAAAUGGCUUUGAUACCAGAAACGGAACUAAGAAAAGCUACCAUUCCUAUAUUCUUUGACAUGAUGCAGUGCGAAUUUUAUAGCUCAAGAAUCGCCGAAGGAUAUGGAGAUACAAAGAGAGAUCCUGCCUAUAUUAAAGCUAAUUUCAUUGAUUACGAAAACGAGAUGAUUGCAAAGCUGGACAUUUUGGUCGAAGGAGGAAAGGGAGACGAACAAUUUCGUAAUCUCUGGGUGCAAGUAAUGAGUUCCCUUUGUGAAAAACAUUCGACAAUGCGAGAACAAGGUUUACGAUUCGUAGAAACCGUGGCUAAAUUAAUGGAACGUCUGCUACAAUAUCGAGACAUUGUUCAUGCCGAAUCUCAGGAACAUCGAAUGCUCUGCACGGUUAACUUGUUAGAGUUCUAUUCUGAGAUAAACAGGAAAGAAAUGUACAUCAGAUAUGUGAACAAAUUGUGCGAACUACAUUUGGAGUGUGAUAACUAUACAGAAGCUGCUUACUCGUUAAAAUUACACAGUCAACUGUUAUCAUGGAGUGAUCAGCAUUUGCCUCCUUUGUUGAGAUCUAACAGAUAUCCACUGUGUCAGACUCACCGCCAACUAAAAGAAGCUCUGUACAAUGACAUGAUCGAAUAUUUUGACAAAGGAAAAAUGUGGGAAUGUGCGCUUGGAGUUUGCAAGGAGUUAGCAGCACAGUAUGAAGAAGAAACCUUCGAUUACGCUCAACUGUCUUUACUGCUAAGACGAAUGGCCAAAUUUUACGACUGCAUAGUAAAACAGUUAAGACCUGAACCAGAAUACUUCAGAGUAGCAUAUUACGGACGAGGUCAUCCACCGUUCUUGCAGAACAAAGUAUUCAUUUAUCGGGGCAAAGAAUACGAAAGGCUCAGUGAUUUUUGUUCGAGAACGCUGAACCAGUUACCUAAUGCCGAACAAAUGAGUAAAUUAUCUCCACCUAGCGAAGAUAUUCUGGAAUCUAAUUGCCAGUAUGUACAAAUUAACAAAGUAGAUCCGUUAAUGGAUGAAAAGAAGCAUCGUUUAAGUGGAAAACCGGUCAUUGCAGAAGCAGUUUUGAGGUACCACCGCGUUAAUGACGUCCAACGAUUUCGAUUUUCACGCCCAGCUCCGAAAAAAGAAUUAACAACGGUGCGGACUGGAGAUAAAGAUAAGGAAAUCCAAGAGAGUAACAGUAAUGAAUUCGCCUCAUUGUGGUUAGAAAGGACAGUGCUUGUAACGAGUCAUCCUCUGCCUGGAAUUUUAAGGUGGUUUCCAGUUACAUCGAGUGAAACUUAUUUAGUUAGUCCUUUGCGGAACGCUAUCGAAACGAUGGAAGCCACUAAUACGGUACUCCGAGACCUCAUCAUUGCUCACAGAGCGGAUCCCAAUCUUCCUUUGAACCCCUUGAGUCUAAAGCUGAAUGGUAUUCUGGAUCCAGCUGUAAUGGGAGGAGUAGAUAAUUAUGAAAAAGCUUUUUUAAAUCCCGAUUAUCGAGAAACGCACCUACACGAAAGCGCUGAUCUUUUGAAAUUGGAAGGUCUGAUUGCUUCACAAAUACCUCUUUUAGAAAUUGGAGUGCAACUACAUAAAGCGAGGGCACCCCUCGAACUUGCUCCAUUCCAACAACGGUUGGAACAUUGUUUUGCAUCUAUGCGCAUCCAAAUAGAAUCAAAAUACGGUAAAAGAACUUGUGACCUGAAGCUUGAGAAUAUUACUCAUACGGUUACGAUGCGCAGAAAUCAACCUACUAGAGGCGAGAGCCAUCGUUUAUCAGAAGCCAGUGCAGUAAGCACAGAAAAUAACUCCGUGCGAUCCCACAUUUUGUCUUCGGCAUCUAUACAGAAAGCACUCGGAAGUUCCAGCCCGGGUACAAAUAAGAAAAAGGACUCUAAAAGGAGUUCACGUAAAAGCGAUACAACCGCGGCAAAUAAAAACGACCAACCAAAGAGUCAGUGGUACACGACAUCUGACGUGAUGCAGAACACUAUCAUGACCGAUACUUCACCGACAACGAGUCUUUCUGCGACACAUAUAUUUGAAUUGAGACAAGAAUUAACUCCUAAACGUCCUCUAAGAUCGGAAGCGGAAAAAGAGCGGAGAAUAAGUACUCGAUGGUCCGGCCAAACACAAUAUUAUCCAAGGAUUUCAAAUAACGGAUUGGAACCUACCAGUCUAUCUAAGGGAAAUAGAGAUAGUAUUGGAACAACCGACAGCGCUACCUCCGAAGAAGAUCCUCCACCACCUCUGCCAAUCAAAACGCGCGAAGCAGAUUAUUGUAAUCUCCCAGAUGAUGAUCAAGCUCAUCAUGGCCAAAUGAACAUCCUGAGCAACAUAAAUAGACUCCUGUGUCACCCAGCAAAGAGUAAACUACCAACUCCAUCUGACGGUAACCAAAGCAAACCACCAACACCGCCUCCGAAACCUAAAAGGCCGAUGCACACCACGGAGGAUGUUUUUCUUCCGGCAGGUGAUCUAACCGAUCGAAGUCGUGACUCAUCGGCCACAUGAUGAUCGUACACAUACAAUUAUUUAUAAUCACCCUCUCCUAUAUUACUUUCUCAUUGAAAAUAAUUUAUUGCCGAAAUUCAAACUAAACUUUGACUGUAACCGAAAUUGAAUUUGCUCUUCUACUAACGUAAGUAAAUGUCCGUCAUCUUAUUAUGUUCCCGAAUGGUCUAUGCCAUUUUAUGAGGUAUUAUUGACAACAUUUACAUCGAUUUUAAUUUAUGCUUUUAGAUACAAUUAUCAUCCCCGAUAUAUGAAAGGUUCGUGACAUGUUCGUGGCAUGUACCACAUUGCAAGAUUUUCGUAAAUUUGACUUCAUUUGACAAAAAUCUGACACAAAUCUUGCAAUAUAGUACAGAUCUUGCUGCAGAGAUGCGUGUUUAAUCCUACGUUGAGAAUGUCUAAAGGUUGUUGUGCAUCUGUACAUUCUGUACAUUUUGACACAAUGGUGUUAAUACUAGCAAUUUAAAGUUACAAGAUUUAUAUUGCUGCGGAUAAAUUUUCCACCUUAUCAUGCAAAUAUGUAAUUUAUUAACAAAGAUCUUUGUUAUACCGUACACAUUGGCGAAGACAAAUGCAAUGUUAUAAUCCGAAACGCCCAAAAUUUCUGAUUAACAGAUCAGAAAAUAGUUUUUUGGCAGGCGCUAAAAAUGAACAUCUUUUGUGCUAACUUAUAUACCAUUUUCUUUUUACCUUCGAUUUCAUUCAAAUACAUGCAUGAAGUAAUGGGAGAAGCAUCCCUUUUCUUUAAAUACAUCCACCAAACUACUUUAUUUCUUGCAAUUCAUAUAUUUGGAUUUAUACUAUAUAAAGCGUGAAUAUGUUUCGCCAUAUACUUUUACAACACUUUUCGACCACAUAUGUACGGACUAUAAUACAGUCCGACGCAUGAACAAUGAAAGAUGCUUCUGCCAUCAAGGGUGUGAAUAUAUUUCAUUUUUAUACAGUAAUUUACAUUAUACAUAUACAUUCACUAUAGUACAGUGCGCAUUUGCAGUAUGAAAUGGCUUUUCAAUGAUAUCGUCAUUGCUAUACCACAUUACACACUCAUUUACAUUAUUUAUUUGUUAAAUAUGUCAAUUCAAGUAAAUAGUUAAUAUAACGUGGUUUUAAAUGUCUAGUCGAUUGUACGGUCGGAUGAAAGUUGUUGGCCAAAGGUUUUAUUUGGCUUUGUCUUGAACCGGAUCGACAUAUGUUCAAAUGCACAUUAAUUUUGGUAUGGUUUAUAUGCAAAAGAGUUUUAUUUAAACUAAACCAAAUUUUAGUUUUAGGGCAUUUAUACACUUGAGAAUGUAGAAUGUCAGGACGAAUUUAAACGGAACAAGCCACUGUAGAAUUCGAGAUUUCAUAUUUGUUUCUAAACUAGCUUGAAUCUAAUCAAGACUACUAUAAUAUUAAUAUUUCUAAUGAUAUCUGAAACUAUGGCAACAAUGUUCAUUUUAUUCAGGUAUAAAUAGUAACAUGAUUUAUACUAAUUUUAUCAGGAAAGUAUAAUAAUAAUAAUAAUUGCUUAAUUCAAAGUACCAUAGAUCUAUACAUUGAAGACGGCCUAAAAACUAAUUUUUGCUCAGUAUGUGUUCCUGUCAUAUCAGAAAUAAACACAAUACUUGAAUCGUAAAGCUUUCAAAUGUAUAACUAAAAUUACUACAUGAAGUAAAAAGAUUAUCAUUAACAAUGCUUGGGCAAAUUUUUAAACUCUUGCAUUCUAUUUUUCAUGACACGUAGACUUUUGUGUACAUUAUGACGUCUAUUUAAGAUAUUUCUUAAAUCGUAGGCAAUAAUACACUUCAUUAAUAUUUAUUUCGUCGCCGUUUAUCUUGUACUUUUUCUACGAAUUGUAAAUGAGAAGCCUUUUCAGAAAAACUAGGUAAAUAAAUUUCCAAAGUGCAUAUUGACAAUAAAAUUGUAAUGCAUUACACUCUAAUCAUCGUAGAUACUUGAGAUGCAUUUGAAAUAAAUAUGGCUUCUUUUAUUCUAUUUGAGAAUGACACUUCCAACAUAUCAAGCAAACCGAUUGUUAAAUGGUUUCCGAACUUCCUAUAUUAGAAAACCAACGUUCUCCAAAUAAUGUAAAAUUUUUUACUGACAAUACUCCAUUGACAAAACGAAAAAUAUGUAUCUAAGAAAUCAUGUUUUAUUACUGUACCAAAGAAAGUAUUUUUAGCGUUAUUUAUUCGAAUUAAUCUAUUGUACGUAUUAACGGUGGUAUAAGUGCGGCAUAUGAACGAUGAACUCGAAAAAGAAAAACAAUCUGCAAAUGAUUAAGAAAUCUUAAAUGUAAAACAUUUACCUACUAGUCUGCUUAAUAAAACUACACCUUUGUUAUGAAUCGUUACAAAUGUAAUAUAUACGACAUGCACAUUCGUUCACUUGCACACAGUCUAUAUUAGGUAAUUUGUUUAUAAUGACAAACAAAUAAUGUAGUGCCAUUUUAUUUUUUUAAGUUUGUUGUAAUUAUAUACCUUCCUAGAUAGUUAGGGACCAACGCAGUAACAUUUUAUAUUGACAUAUUAUGUAUUAUAUAAUGGUAAUUAAAUAUACGCUGCUGCAUAA